Thermochaetoides thermophila DSM 1495 is the source of this 3231-nucleotide messenger RNA. RefSeq lists its product as uncharacterized. The coding region runs from base 1 to 3231 and encodes 1076 amino acids. The transcript has 4 exons. The record is from RefSeq and is a predicted model, not a curated record. Lineage: Eukaryota; Fungi; Ascomycota; Sordariomycetes; Sordariales; Chaetomiaceae.
AUGGGCCUCGCCACUCUCUGCAGUGAGGAUCGGAGCUUGCAGCACUGCGUGCGCGCGCCUCGAGACACGGCGUGGAAGCGCGGGCACUUUCUCUCCAGCGCUGCAGACGUGACUUGCACCCAGAAGAGCCGACCCGGCCCUGACAGCAUCGGAGCGGGAGGACGCGGCGCUGGCGUUGUCGACAGCCCAGGUCCAGUGGACAGGACAAAGUGGAGCAAAAACAUGGCGUCGUCCAGUCUGGCAAUUCAGCGAGUGGACCCCGUGGCUAGCCCCACAACGGCUCCUCCCUAUCGCAGCACCCACAGCGACCAGAAAGGAGCCCACCAAGCAUUGACGCUGGGCCCGGCGCACAACACGCGCAGCAUGCCCAACCCAAAUCCAGGGGAUUCGUCGAGGGCGCGCAGCAUUUCCGACUCCUCGCUCUCCAGGAUCAGCGCCCAGAACCUCAGGGAUACUCCCACAACUACCGACGAAACCAGCAGCAGUCUGCACGCGCAUCGCCAGAAACACAACGCAUCGAAGCUACCAGCAUUCCGAGCAGCGGUAGCCGAUCGGAAGAGAGAGAGAGAACGGACGUCGUUGGCAUCGGUACUGCGCAACCACUUUCCGCCAUCCCCUAUCUCGCCUAGACCCCAAUAUACGCAGGACACGGCGUCUCAGUCCCAGACCGUCGCCAGCAAACAUCACCACGCGCUCGACGAAAGCCGCUGCAUCCCUGAUUCAUCGCGCGAGGGCCUCCACCACUCCAAAAGCGCGCACAAUCUGUCGGACAGACCGGAAUCCCAGCUGCCCACACCACAAUUUUCACGGUCGCGAUCGCUCCGAUUCCAGAGCGCUCCCACCUCUGCGCCCACACACUCACGUGUCGACCCCUCGACGGCUUCUUCGAAGAGCCCCGCAUCACCAUUUGAGCCCGCCAGGACUGCUGCACGCGUGCAUGCAUCUCGAUCGCAGUCAUCUCCCGACACAAACGCGCGACCCUCAACCGGCUCGAGACUACCCACUUCAUCGCAUACCUUGUCUACCCGAAAGAGUGUAGUUCUCGACCUUCCCUCCUCACCUAGCAUUUCGAAGGCGCCUGUCGACGAAGAAGACAUGGCCGAUAUCAACAGUUCCCGCGAGCGGGCACUGCGGGCCCUCGAAGGACGAAAUGACCGCGAUGAUGUCUCCCAAACCACCGAGAACGACACCACUGCCGACCUCUUUCUGAACUUGGCGAAGAAUGAGAGCAUCCUGGAAGACUCCAAGACUGAAGUUCAGCCUGUUGAAUCCAGCCCGAAUACGCACCUCCGAUUAUCACAUCGUCGCCCCCUUUCAGCUGCUGUCCCGUCUUUUCCAACAUCGCCGCCACAGGUUUCUCGCCGUCUCUCGGCCGACCAGCGCGACAACUCGAGACUUCGGCAGCUCGCCGAAAGUCAGCUUGCACAACAGAGGACACGGGAGCCCGUUCAUCGCAUGUUGAACCGUGAGAACUCGGCCCCGGCUUCGAUUCCGACUGGUCUUGAGCGCUCACAGUCCACCCGCUCAGCCUUGAAACCAUCCCCUAUGACGCCUAGGCAAAUCUCCUUCCGGGAAUCGUUCGCUGAACCUAGCUCUGGCCGCGAGAGCGCCUUCUACCGGAGUAGGAGACCGUCAUUGACCGACAGCAACAGCCAAAACAACACGUCGUCGAAACCGUCGCCGUACCGGAGCUCAACCCUAGCGCUGAACCAGAGCCGGGCCUUUAGUGCUUCCUCCCCUCUGGUCUCCCAGUCCAGGAACAGCCAGAAAGAAGACGCUCAACACAACUCGGACACAACUGACUCGUCGACUUCAGCAGAGCCGUCGUCUGUUUGGGACGAGCUAGAUGACUUGAAGUCAAGGAUCCAUAGGCUAGAACUUACUGGGCGCAUGCCUCCUCCCACAACAUCUCGCGUCUCUGAUGAUCGCCCGCGUACUGCUACUACCAAUGCCACGACCAUGUCGACCUCGCCGAAGCAGAUUCCAAGCAAGGAGACUCGUGAGGUGCAGCCUCUUCUCCUUUCUGCACUUAACAAAACAAAAGGACAGGUUAGUUCCGAGGUCUUCAGCGCUAUCGAAAGCGCUGCCAUGGAUGCGUUGGCCCUUUCCUCUAUGAUGGGUGCUCCGGGGCAACCAGGUCCGAUCUCAAGUGCCGCUAGUUCCAUCGGCUAUAGCGGUGGCGUGACUGAUAGGCAGUUGCGUCGGAAGGCCGAUAGCAUUUGCCGGAGCUUGACGGAGCUUUGCCUUGCCCUUGCCGACGAGAUGAGCCGCAGGAAGUCUUUGCCGGUAGCAGAGAGUCUACGGAGUCCGCCCCUGACGUCGUCAACUAUACGAACCAGAAGGCCGAGUGCGACAGAGCAGACGCCCACGGAGGUUGCAAGGCCCUUCUCAACUUUGGAGCAAAGAAGGAAGAGCCUUCUCAACGGCACGUCCCUUCCCAACUCCCGCUAUGCAACUGCUCCACAAACCCCGAUGGAAUCCAGCGCCACCACCACCGCUUCUACCGCUGGCAGAAAGUCGUCGCUGCUGUUGUCGCGGUUUCGUCGUUCUGAGGAGCUCGAAGAACAGACCUCUGACAGGGCGUCAACGUUGUUGUUACGAUCACGGCGAACAGAAGGCGAAGAAUCCCAAGACGCACGUGAAGGGCGACACACAUCCUUGCUGCUGCGAUCUCGGAGAGCCGCAAACGAAGAUGAGGACGCCCGCGUUCGUGCCCCUUCCCGGGCCGUCACUGAAGUCAACACUUUCCGUGGCACCUCGCGUGAUCUCAGCACGACUGCCGCGCAGCAGUCGUCACCGGAUGCUGGCACCGCAACCUCGGCUUUGUCUCGGCGGAGCCUGAUACCUUCUGUCCUUUCACCACGCACGGCUCCCAAUCAAGAAGGCCCUCCGACAAGCCUUGCUUCUGCUGCCUCCGCCGCAUCGCCUGUGACUCCGGCGCGGAAGUUGCUUGAGCGGCCGGCACCGUUGACCGAGCUGCCAUCCCGUCGUCUGUCCGAGAGACUCGCCGACCGGCUCAACGAGCGGCUCAACUCUGCCCUCGAGGAGCGCCGUCAACUGUCUCUUGGUCAAAGCGGCCUUGGGUCGAGCGCACUUCUCAAUCGCAGUGGCAGCUUGAGCCAUCGCACUACCACUGGGCUCUCUUCUCGACUGGCUGGAGAGGGCUCCAUUCCCACCAGCAUCUCGACGUCAUCGGUACAUCAGUCUCCUGCCACGGCAUAUCGCAGAUAA